GGCACCAAGUCACCAGGCACGACAGUGGGCUCUGAGUCAAUUGGCACGACAGCGGGCACCGGGUCAUCAGGUACCGGAUUGUCUGGCUCGACAGCGGGCAUCGGGUCACCAAGUAUGACAGCGGGCACUGGGUCACCAGGCAUCAGGUCAUUUGGCUCGCCAGCAGGCACCGCGUCAUCUGGCAAGGCAGUGGGCACCGAGUCACCAGGUACGACAGCGGGCUCUGAGUCAAUUGGCACGACAGUGGGCACCGGAUCAGGUACCGGAUCAUCUGGAUCAACAGUGGGCAUCGAGUCAACUGGCCUAAUAGGAUCAUCAGGCUGGAUCAGUUCAUCAUGCUGGGUAGAGGCAUCAGGCUGAGUGGAGGCAUCAGGCUGAGUAGAGGCAUCAGGCUGAAGAGAGAGGCAUCAGGCUGAAGAGAGGCAUCAGGCUGAAGACAGGCAUCAGGCUGGGUACAGGCAUCAGGCUGAAGUGCGGCUGGAGACAGAGAAGAGCUGGAGGAUGGAACAGAGGAGGGAGCAGUUGCUAC
Staurois parvus is the source of this 529-nucleotide messenger RNA. Lineage: Eukaryota; Metazoa; Chordata; Amphibia; Anura; Ranidae. The record is from the annotation of a GenBank genome assembly.